AAUAUUCACAUGUCAUUUCAUCACUAUUUAUCUUUAUUGAGAUGAAUAGCAUUAUUCACGGAUGAGCCACGAUUCGGUCCAACUGACUCGAUUAGUAGCUCAGUUAAAUCAAACGGCAACUCUGGGAAGCCCCCCAAGUUUUCCGUCCGCAAUAUUCAAUGGCGGUGAAAGAGGCUUCUCCCGACGGCCAUCCUCUGCCGGGCUCCGCCCCCCUCAUCGAUGGCUUUUCCCUCACUCUCCACGCCGGCGAUCGCUGCCUCCUCGUCGGCUCCAAUGGCGCCCGGAAAACGACGAUUCUCAAGAUUCUCGGAGGGAAGCACAUUCGCGUGCUUGGGAGAUCGGCAUUUCACGACACCGUUUUGACGUCUUUUGGUGAUCUCCGUUACCUCGGUGGAGAGUGGAGGCGAGAGGUUGCUUUUGCUGGCUUUGAGGUGCCGAUACAAAUGGAUGUUUCUGAUAAGAAGAUGAUUUUUGUGGUUUCUAGAAUUAAUCCUCAUAGAAGAAUCGAACCCAUUAAGGUGAGAAAUGAAAAACCUAGCAAAUUAUUUUUCACCCUUUUUAUAUUAAGUGUUUAAUGUUAUUAACAUAAUUGGUUCACUGUACACAUUGAUUGUUAAUUGAGUGAGUAUCUCACAA
Molecule: messenger RNA, 636 nt
Organism: Diospyros lotus (date-plum)
Lineage: Eukaryota; Viridiplantae; Streptophyta; Magnoliopsida; Ericales; Ebenaceae
Product: ABC transporter I family member 20-like
Exons: 3
Coding region: 159-575 (138 amino acids)
Source: RefSeq, a predicted model, not a curated record